AAUAGGGACAGGAGGCGGGGCUUGGAGCUGGUAGACGCUCUGGUGGUUAGGUGGGUUCCGAUCGCGGGGACUACGGGUCGGCGUUGGGCUCCUGGGCUCGAAACAAAAGACUCCGGUGGGUUCUCGGUGAGGCGCUUUCCUACGAGUAGCGGAGCAGCGGACCAGGGCUCCUCCACCAGUCAGUGGCACGCGGGCUCAGUGGGCUUCUCCGCGAUUCCCGCAGCCAGCGCUGCGGUGGGGGGCCCGGAGCGGCGGCACCUGCUGCUGAGGGGCCCCGCGGCCCGCCCAGGUGCUCAUGAUGGGGCUAAUCUUCGCUAAACUGUGGAGCCUUUUCUGUAACCAAGAACACAAAGUAAUUAUAGUGGGGCUGGAUAAUGCAGGGAAAACCACCAUUCUCUAUCAGUUCUUAAUGAAUGAAGUGGUUCACACAUCUCCAACCAUAGGAAGCAAUGUUGAAGAAAUAGUUGUGAAGAACACCCACUUUCUUAUGUGGGAUAUUGGUGGUCAAGAAUCGCUGCGGUCAUCCUGGAACACAUAUUACUCAAACACAGAGUUCAUCAUUCUUGUUGUUGAUAGCAUUGACAGGGAACGACUAGCCAUUACGAAAGAAGAAUUAUACAGAAUGUUGGCUCAUGAGGAUUUACGGAAGGCUGCUGUCCUUAUCUUUGCAAAUAAACAGGAUAUGAAAGGGUGUAUGACAGCAGCUGAAAUCUCCAAAUACCUCACCCUUAGUUCAAUUAAGGAUCAUCCAUGGCACAUUCAGUCCUGCUGUGCUUUAACAGGAGAAGGGUUAUGCCAAGGACUAGAAUGGAUGACCUCUCGUAUUGGUGUGAGAUAACUUUUUUGCUUGAAAGAGACUGCUCUAUUUAUUCUGUGACAUGAACAUUUUUCCUAGUAUCUUUGGCUGCUAAGGCAGCAGCAUGUUUAAUUUAUAACAACACAAACCUCUAUGAGCAACACUUGAAUCAAGUGCAGCUGAACUGGGACACAAAAGAUUUUUUCUUACCUUUUUUUUUAAUGCACUAAUCUUCAGUUGGAUGAACAUUAUGUAUAACUAUGUUGGAUGAACAUAAUGUAUAACUAUGUUUUCAGCGAAAGAAUUCUUCUGACUGCUUAUUCUAAUUAUUCAAUGACUGCCUUGUAAGAAAUGUUUGUCAUGUUUGUACUCUGAAGUAUUAUAAGUUAAUGACCAAUUUCUUUUGUUUCUUGCCCACCCCUUUCCCCCACCAGAUCAUUACUUGUUUGACAAAGUAGUAGCAGAAAUUAUCAGAUACUGCUUGCAAACUUAACCAGCACUAAAUAUUUGUUCCCUCUAUAAACCACUUAUCUUUUGAACAGAACUUAUUAUAGAGAAAGAAAUGUGCCUAAAAUAUAUAUACAAGAUUAAAUAUCAUGAGAACUGCCUUUAAAUGUGCUGACUUCCCUCACAUUAUUGCAAGUCUUAGAAUCAUUUUAAAUUACUAUUAGCAUGGAAAUUAAGUAGGCUAUUUAUCCAAAAGAAUUAAGUUCACUUUUCUGCCUAAUUUAAUUAGUUAAGUUAAUCAAGGUGAAAUGUUUAUAUGAAAGCCCAACUUUGAUAAUACAUAUAUUGGAUCUGGUAUUUUAAGAAUGUCGUAUUAUUCAAUGCAUAUAUAACUAUCAGAAGUUAUUAAAGCAUACCAGCACUAAUACGAAAACAAGACACUUGGGAUAUAUUUUACUCUCAACUUUAACAAACAACUUUAUUAUCAGCAGGAAGUUCAACUGUUCCAUUUGCAAGAGACAUCAUAUCUGCUUUGGGCAAUAGCUAAAGCAGAAAUACUAAGCAGUUAAUUCCAUUUCUUAAAAUUUUAAAUUGUUUCUCUAAGAGUAUUUCUGCCACCAGCAAUAUAUUACUUAAAAAAAAAUAAUGGCUUUUCUUAAAUGUUUGAGAUUGUAGUGUAAUAGGCUUGAAACAAUUGCCAUCCUUGUAGUUACACCUUGUGUUCUCAAGCUUUUUGCUGGAUUAUAGGAAACUGCUGAAUUUAAUCCUGGCUUUUAGACUGGAAGUUUGAGACUCAUAGUUAAUACACUAACAGCUUAAAAAUUAAAAAAUAGAAAAAAGUCAUUAUCAAAAUUGUAUUUAUUGCAUAGCAUUAAGAAGUUUUCAAGGCAGUUGUCUAAUAUGAAUAAUAAUCUAAAUAGUGCCUACCGUAAGAGGGAGGACAAGUAUUGUAAUUUUGAUCCUCUAUUUCAAAUGUAUGAUUUUGCUAUAAUGAAAGGAUAAAAUGUGUAUUUAGAGAGUAAUACUUCAUUUUUACAGUAUUUUUUGCCAUUUGGGUCAAAAUAGGAUUCAGUAUUCAUAAUAUCAAAAUAACCUGUUUUAAAGUGGUGUUUUAAUUUUGAUAUUUUUUAUUGUAGGCUGGUUUAAAUUUUGCUCUGUUUUCAAGUAUAUUUGAUUUAUUAGACUUAGUCUAAUUUAGUUGAUUGUGGUAACAUUUUCUGAUUUCUCUUUAGUAGUAGCACACCCUAGAAGUGAAAAGUGGCCAAAGUUUCUAAACUUUGGGAACUGGUUACUUGUUAACUUUGUUUUGAACCUUUUUCUUAGUGAUUCUAUACCAGUUAGACAAUAAAUUUUGUUUAAAAUGUAACCCAUAAUCAAGAAAAGGAGAGAAAAGCAGACAUAAUUCAAUAAGAAUGCUUUGUGGUUGUGUAUGAGGUGGUGGGGUAGGAGAAAUUAUGAAAAUACCCUUUACCUAAAGCAUACUUGCUGGAAUUUCUGUCUUGGUUAUAUAGUUUAGCCAUAAAUACUGAGGAUAAUUCUCUUAACCCCAACCUGAAAAAAACAUAUUUAAUAGUCCUGUAUGUGUUCUUAUUAUGAAGUUUAUCAUCUUGUAUCUAGUAAGAUUGGCUGGCUCAAUUUUCUUCUUUCAAAUUAUUUGGUUAUUUUUUAUAUUACCACAUCAGCAUUAUACUGAAAGUGUUUUUAAUAGUUGAUGGUAUUUUGUCAACUAUUAGGAUAGAGUCAAGUUUGCUAUUUAAUUUUUAAAAUGCAAUUCAUUUUUUAUUUUCUAAGUCCUUUUUAAAAAACAUUUUGUUAGCUUUGGAUUGAAAAUGAUUUAUGUUGACUGUGUGCUGAAGAUGAAAUCAACGUCCCAUGAGGUUUUUGUGUGAGUGAUUGGGAAAAGGUCAACAGGAAAUUGAUGUAAGACUUUUAAAAGUAUCUUAUAAGUUCUCAUUAGAUAUUUCCUGUUACAGUAAGAUGAAAACUGAUUAUCCUUUACUCCAAGAGAAUGGUUAAACUCAGCCAAAUAUCUAAUACUAAAGAAUUGAUUCUGAUAUUCACUGUAUCAACAAAAUAAGAAUUUGUGAUUAAUGCCUUUAUUCUUAUUUUGAGCUGAGGUCUCAAUUUUGUACUAUACCUGUUCUUUAAGAUUCAGAUAGCAGGUAAUUAAUUUAACAAUGAAAUAAUUUGAGUUUCACCCUCCCGCUCAACCUCUCAAUUGCCUAGCAAAGUUUUUAGUAAGUACUAGAAAGCAAAGGGCCACAUUACUUUUGAGAAGUCAUUCUACAUUUUGUUUUUAAUUUGAAGAUAAACUAAAUUUUAAUAAAUCUUUCCCAUGUGUUAUAACUAAAAUGUAAUUGCUACCCUUGUAAGUUCAAAUAAGGUGGUUUUCUUAAACUUAGAACAAGUCUCAUUCAUCAUAUUUAAACUCAUUGUUCUUAAUGAAGCUCAUUUGGGAACUUUAGAAUUAACAGGCCUUUUAUAUGAGGAUAUACUGUAUAUUUUGUACUAAUGCAGUCUAAUUCCUUAAAAUCAGAAAUAGUUUAUCAUCUGUUGAAAAACAGAUGAUUAAAAAUGUAAUUUUUGCUUUUAUGUUGUCAGUAUGCUUAAGGUCUAUAUAAUUUUAUUCUACAUUAGAGGAAAGAUAAAUUCAACUUUCAUUGUUAAAAAUAAUUUUUAAAUGGGUUACCACCCUUAUAGCCAUAAUCAUCUUGAUGAAGCAUAAAUUCACUUUUAUUAUCUAUAUAGCAUAAGAUAAAACAGUUAUUUUCCUGUGGAAUCAAUGAUACAGGCAGAGAAUAUAAACUGUAUUCUCUGAAGAAUGAGGGGGAGUCAUAAAGCAAGAAAAUUUAAAAGAAACAGUAUUUUUUUAAAAAAUCCUUUUGGUAUAGUAUCUUAGGAUAAAUUACAAAUGGAACCAUUUCUGACUAGGACUCAUUUCAUUCAUAAUUAUGUAAAACUGUAUUAGUAGAAAAAAUAUGCUGGUAUUAUGCCUAUAGAUGGAAAAAUUCCAUCAACCUUUAAUUUUGAAGACCAGUUCAUGAGUCUAGCUUCUCAUCUGUGGCUUUAGAUCCAAAACAUUUCAUUUCUAGUUCAGUUCUGAAGGACCUUUUAUAUCUCGUCAAGGUAAAGUCACCUCAAGAUACAGCAUGGUGACUUGUCAUCUUAGUAGAGUAAUGACUAUCUGGCUAUCUAAAAGGUGGGCUUAGAUCCUAAUUUGGCCAUUACUUACUUAUUUGAUCUUAAAUUUACUGUCCAUAGACCUAUUUUUCCCAUACUUAGGAACUUAAGCAACCAAAACUCCAACAUGUCUUUUGCUUUUAAAAUCCUAAAUUUUUACAUACAUUAAAAUUUUUAAAAACUAGGAAAAGACAUGUAAUAAAUUAAUUUUUAUCUUAUUUGAUGCCCACCUCAUCAUUUCACUUAGUAUAUGAAUAUUAUCAACUAAGGAAACAAAUUAUCAACUAGUAACAGCUGCCCAACUUAAAUCACACUAAUAGCUAAUGGCAGUGCAAAAGAGAAAAUAAGCCAUAUUGCUAAGAAAAUUAUUUUAGCCUUCUUAUAAAACACCAGUGUGUGUUGAAAAUACUUAGUUCUAGAAAUUAGAUUAGCUUGCUUAUUUUCCUCAUUUUUACUAGUUAGAGUGGUUGUUAGCCUGUUCAUUUCAUUGGCUUUAGAUGCCACCCAAAACUCGUUUGACUUUUCAGUUUUGAAGGGAUGGUGUAGCCAGGAUGUCGAUAUUUUACAAACAUCUGUAUAAAUCUGAGAGUAGUGUAUAAUCAAGGUUAGUUUUUUAUGUAAUGUCUCAUCCUUACUUACUUAGCGUUACUGUGGAGACUGAAAGCCAAAAGUCAGGUUCCCAGAAAGGAUUUUUUAAGAGUUCCAGAUGUCCCAAGCUAAACAGAGAAGGCCAACUAAAAAAAAAAAAACAAAUCUUCAACCACUCCAUUUUAAAUUUAAAGUAGAAAAAAUACUGUGUUCAACAAUCCUAAAAUCCACUUCAAAUGUGUAUGGUUUGGUAAAAUGCUUGGGAAAUGUUAAUUUGGAGGAAAAGAAGAAUAUCUAGGAACAGAAGUUAAAACACUUGAUAGUAAAGAUAAACAUGGGGCAGGAAAUCUUGAAAAGGAUAUUAAGUAAUAGAAAAUUUGAAACAGUGAACACCCCCCAUUUAAGGCAAUUAAAAUUACUAGAAAGGACAGUCAUUUACUCUAGAACUGAAUAGCCUAUAUUAUUUUUAAUGUGGCCAAAGCAGUGAAGACAGAUCAGGCUUUUAGAAUUUUGCAGUGUAAUCACCUAAAGGCAUCUUUUGCUCAUUUUUUUAAAACAAUAAGCUACAUUUUCUUGAGAAAUAAUAAAAUGUGCCGUGCAUAUCUUUUGGAAUAGAAAAUAAAGUUCUAGAAGAAUGGAAAUCUUCUCUCACACAAACUUGUAAAAUCUUAAUUAAAAAAUUACCUCAUUUUUCAAUCUCUAAGGUGCUUUUGCCAUUUCUGGGAUGUUGAACCAUCCCAUAAAUACUCCCUUCACCUAAACUGUAUUUGAAAUACACAAAAUUCACAACUGAGAGCAUUCCUUGGAGAUUUUCUUUUAUUCUUGUGUACCACCAGCAGGCUGACAUGGUGUAGCAGAUCCACAAAUCAUCCUCAUUAAAGCACACAGGCAAGUUCUGUCAAUACUUAGUUUAAUUAAAGUCACAUAAGGGAAAGGAAAAAACCUUAACAGUUGAUUGGUUUUAUUACACUGUGAACAUAUUUCCAUCAAUGACUAUCAGUUUGAUGUUAUGUGUAAUUUAUUUGCAUAAUUGGGCCCUAUUCACAAGAAAUUAAAAUCAUUUUAAUCUCAUACUUUUUCCCUCAGGAAAUUCAGGGACUUUACAGUCCCUAUUUUGUUCUCUUAGAGUAAACAGUUAAAUGUAGUUUUUGAAAACUUUCUAUUUUGAUUUUUUAAAAGUUUAGCUGCUAUUUCAUUAAAAGUGAAAUAAGAUGAUGGUUAUGAUUUUUUCCAAUUAUGUAAUAAUUAUAAAUCUUACCCUAUUCAUUUAUUGCUCAGAGCAUGGUGUAAAAGGAAAACAAAAAUUAAAAGCAGUUAAAGCCUUGCUCUUGCAUUUAUUCUAGUAAGAAUAUAAUGAUUAUAAUCCCAUAUUGCCAUGUUAACAUAAAUUGGUGCUUUAAAGCAUUAAAGAAGAACAGCAGGCCCUGUGUAAUAUAGUUCUUGCCUCAGAAUGUAAAACUACGUAAAAGCAUCUAUAUUUAUGUUCAUUUCUUAAGGUUUAAAUAUACAGACUUGUCAUUAUCCAUCAAGCUUCAGGCUUUCUGCAAAAGCUAUAAUAAUAUCUUAACUAAUCAGUUUGGUCAAACAGAAGAUUGUUAAUAAGUCCAAAAUUAUGAGACGGAUCUCUCUGGACCCUCUGGCAUUGUACACAGGGGAAAAGAAAAUGUCUCAUGCCAUAAACUAUGCUGUUUAGCCCCAACCAAGCAACUAAAAUAUGUGCUAUCGGUCCAAUAUAUUAGCAUUAAUACAAUUUUAAAGAAAACAAAUUACUUCAUGCAUUUAUAUCAUCACUUCCUGAAAAUGGUUCAAAGCAUGUUCUUCUAAUGUUGGGGUUUAAAAGACAUGUUUUAAAAUUUUUAAUAGCUUCAUUACUAUCAUAAAACACUCCUUUUUGUGCUAAGUUUAGGUUGCUGGUGCUCAUCAUUUUAUAUUUCUGCAAUUAUGUUAUAAUUAGUUACUUGCAUGCCUACUUAUCCAAGUAAAAGGAUGUUGUUUGCUCUGGAAUGUUCAUAUUUUAGACAGAUUUUGGCUCAUUUGCAAUCACAGUGCAAUACAGUGUAACAGUCAUUUGUUUUCAGUCAACAGCUUUAUUUUUGUCAUAAUAAAUACUUUUCCAAUAUAA
Messenger RNA from Manis pentadactyla (Chinese pangolin), 7133 nucleotides. RefSeq names its product ADP ribosylation factor like GTPase 5B (gene ARL5B). NCBI's taxonomy places the organism in Eukaryota, Metazoa, Chordata, Mammalia, Pholidota, Manidae. Bases 296 to 838 code for a protein of 180 amino acids. The transcript is spliced from 6 exons. Gene Ontology annotation, biological process: vesicle-mediated transport; intracellular protein transport; protein localization to Golgi membrane. Gene Ontology annotation, molecular function: GTPase activity; GTP binding. Gene Ontology annotation, cellular component: trans-Golgi network; cytoplasm. The record is from RefSeq and is a predicted model, not a curated record.